ACAACCAGUCGACGUGACGUGGACAGGCGAUAACCAAUAUUGGGGAUUAAUGAGUGAUUCUGGAGGCGCAUACUGCGAGCGCUACAGGGCGUUAUCGUUUCGAUCAGAUGUUCGUUAUCGUUAGUUUCAAAGAAUGUCACUAAAUUUGGGUAUAUCCAAAAUGCUGAAGAAAGAAGCAAAUAAAGAACCUCAAGUACCUGAUUCAUGGAUUGAAACCUCUGAUGCAGUUGCUCGCCAGUUUAAAUUUGAACCGGAUGGCCGUCUCUCUGUGAAGCUUAUUGAAGACUCAAGGCCUGUCCUCCCUAGAAUAGUGGAGUCAUUCCUGAAUCAAUUUUUUCCAUCUGGAUACCCAUACAGUGUGAACGAGGGUUAUCUAAGAUACUCACAAUUCCGAGCAUUGCAACACUUAACAAGUGCUACUUUAUCUGUGCUAUCUACUCAGUCACUGCUAUUUGCUGCAGGUUUGCGACCUACCCCAGCACAGGCAACUGUUGUGAGUUGGAUCUUAAAGGAUGGGAUGCAGCAUGUGGGAAAGCUAAUAUGUAGUAAUAUGGGUGCAAGAAUGGAUUCAGAGCCAAAAUAUUGGAGGUUACUGGCUGAUGUUCUCUAUGACUUUGGUACUGGCAUGGAAGUUCUUUCUCCAUUAUGUCCGCAUCUUUUUCUUGAAUUGGCUGGCCUAGGAAAUUUCGCAAAGGGAAUGGCAGUUGUGGCUGCAAGAGCCACAAGAUUACCUAUAUAUUCUUCAUUUGCUAAAGAAGGGAACCUCAGUGAUCUAUUUGCAAAAGGAGAGGCUAUCUCAACUCUUUUCAAUGUUGUAGGAAUAGGUGCAGGCAUUCAACUGGCAUCUACUGUAUGUUCAUCAAUCAAUGGAAAGUUGAUUGUUUGUCCUCUUCUUUCCCUGAUACAUAUUUACUGUGUGAGUGAAGAAAUGCGUGCGACUCCUAUUAACACGUUGAAUCCACAGCGGACUGCAAUGAUUGUAGCCAAUUUUCUCAAGACAGGAAAGAUGUCAAGCCCUGCAGACUUGAGAUACAGGGAAAAUCUUCUCUUUCCUGGGAGAGGCAUUGAAGAUGCUGGAAGUGUGAAGGUGGGUAGGGCUCUGCACAAGAUUGUUAAACCUUCAAAACUCAGUGAACUGAGAGAGAUGUUCCCUGAGGAGAAAUUUCUUAUAAAUUGCGGAACUAAAUGGACUGACGUGGUGUUGGAGCACAGUGCAACGGGGGAGGAUGCGUUGAAGGGUUGGUUGGUUGCUGCAUAUGCUGAAAGCAUGGAGAAAUCAAGCCAUGGGACAAGGGAAAUUCUCUUACUAGAAUCUUACGAGAAAAUUGAAAGCAUGUUCCCUUCUUUUUUGUCUGAACUGAAGAUGAAAGGAUGGCAUACUGAUCGUUUUCUGGAUGGAACAGGGAGCCGUUUUGCUUGGUAAAGGAAUGUCACUUCAUCUUUGUACUCUCUUACUUGGCAGUUCAGCUGAAGGAAGCUGCAUAUUGGUAUAUUCAAAGUUACGUGCUAGCCCAGAAUCUGUUAGGAGGUUAAGUGCAAAGAUGUUUCAUAUAGUUGUCGGCUACAUUACAGGAUCUUUGUAAGCAAGCUGGAUUCUUUUUCUUUUCUGUAAAAUUAGAGGAAGGAAUACAGAGAGAAAAUUGUUAUGGACUUAUGGUUGGAAUUCUUUAGCUUUCAACUAUAGUUUUCUACAUUUUCUUCCCUCUAUCUCAAGGAAGGGUGUACCUAAGUGGAACUUGUAUAACAAUUUUGUGCCACAAGGGCUUAUCCAGUACAGUCCUCCAAGCAUUCUUGGCCA
Messenger RNA from Macadamia integrifolia, 1798 nucleotides. RefSeq names its product protein root UVB sensitive 2, chloroplastic. The coding region runs from base 134 to 1423 and encodes 429 amino acids. The transcript is spliced from 11 exons. Gene Ontology annotation, cellular component: chloroplast envelope. The record is from RefSeq and is a predicted model, not a curated record. Lineage: Eukaryota; Viridiplantae; Streptophyta; Magnoliopsida; Proteales; Proteaceae. Gene Ontology annotation, biological process: auxin polar transport; response to UV-B.